Anas platyrhynchos (mallard) is the source of this 3456-nucleotide messenger RNA. Lineage: Eukaryota; Metazoa; Chordata; Aves; Anseriformes; Anatidae. The record is from RefSeq and is a predicted model, not a curated record.
CGCCCCGUCCCGUCCCGUUCCGUCCCUCCCCCGGGAAAGCGAAAGCGCAACGGCGGGCGGAAGCCGAGCCGUGCCGCGCCGGGGGCGCACGGGGGCCACCAUGGCAUCAAACAUCGGCAACUUCUUCCGACGGAGCCUGCGACGAUCGAGCCGCAAAGAAGGAAAACAGGAGGCCCCUGCUGCAGAAAGCAACUCCUCGCGAGCGCUGCAAGGGAAGGCAGGAGACCGGAGCUCUGUCCUCUACUCUGCCGGACAGUUUUUCUUCGAGUACCUGGUGGUGGUGUCAUUGAAGAAGACUUCAGAUGGACGUUACGAACCCAAGAUUACAUACCAGUUCCCAAAGCGUGAGAACCUCCUGAGGGGCCAGAAGGAGGAGGAGGAGCGCCUCCUGCAAGCCAUCCCCCUCUUCUGCUUCCCUGAUGGCAACAACUGGGCACCCGUCACCGACUUCACCAGUGAAACCUUUUCCUUCGUCCUGACGAAUGUGGAUGGCAGCAGGAAGAUCGGCUACUGCAGGCGGCUGCUGCCCUCCGGCCGUGGCGUCCGCCUCCCUGAGGUCUUCUGCAUCAUCAGCUGCCUGGGCUGCUUCGGGCUCUUCUCCAAGAUCCUGGACGAGGUGGAGAAGAGGCGCCAGAUCUCCAUGGCGGUGAUUUACCCCUUCAUGCAGGGCCUCCGGGAAUCGCCCUUCCCAGCUCCAGGGAAGACGGUCACCAUCAAAAGCUUCAUCCCCGAGUCGGGCACAGAGCUCAUCGAGCUCACACGGCCCCUGGAUGCCCACCUGGAGCACGUGGAGUUCCAGGCGCUGCUCCAGCGGCUCAGCCCCGACCUCAUCCUGCACAUCUUCGCCUCUGCCGUGUUGGAGCGCCGGCUCAUCUUCCUGGCCGAGGAGCUGAGCGUCCUCUCGCAGUGCAUCCACGCGGUGGCCGCUCUCCUCUACCCCUUCACGUGGGCUCACACCUACAUCCCCGUGGUCCCCGAGUGCCUGCUCGACACCGUCUGCUGCCCCACGCCCUUCAUGGUGGGCAUCCAGAUGCGGCACCUGGAGCGGGUCCUGGACCAGCCGAUGGAGGAGGCUCUGAUAGUUGACCUGUGCAAAGGGAAGAUCAUCCGGGCGGUCGGGGAUGAGGAGGAGAUCUUGCCCAUCAAGCUGCAGAACGAGAUGCUGACGUCUCUGAACAGGCACAACAACAACAACAACCAUCCCGAGCAGGUGAACACGCUCGUCUCCGAGGCCUUUGUGCAGUUCUUCGUCCGAAUCGUUGGACACUACGCCUCGCACAUCAAAUGGAGUAAAAACGGCCCGGGGACCUUCCAGGAGCGAGCCUUCUGCAAAGCCAUCGCCUCCAAGACCAACCGCAAGUUCGUGAAGAAGUUUGUGAAGACCAACAUGUUCUCCCUAUUUAUUGAGGAUGCAGAGAAGAGCAGGAUCCCGCAGGAAGUGUAUUUCCAGCAGAAGAUAACAGAAUACCACGAACAGAAGAAGCACCGGAGGGACUCCUGAAGGGUAGCCAGGAGCACCGGAGCUGGAACUGAGCAGGUCUCUGCCAGCAGCGCUGUGCUGGCUUGAGCCGUGCCCCGAAAAAGGGCAGAGCACGCUGGACUCUGCUGGAUCUGCCCACCCGUUCCUGCCUGUGACUCAUGAGAAGCACCAAACACCAGUUUCAACCCUUUCUUUUCUCCCUCAGGGCACCAUUGCACUGGCAGACUUUUGCACAGAGCUAGCACGCGGGCUGUGGUUUCUUUUCCAGCCUUGCUAGCGACAGGGACAAACCACACCUCAGUGCCCAGCUCUGCACCGAGCCUUUGGCCACACCAGGACCUCACGUGGAGAUGGAGGGAAGUCAGGGAGCAGGUGCCUGCUGGCUGCAGGACAACAAGGGCUGUAGAGUAAUUGUUAAAGAAAAAAGAAAAAAAAAGGAUGAGUAGGAAAUGCUGUUAUUUCUAAUUAAAACAAACCUAGGUUUUGCAAAUAAGCAACAUCCUAUGAAAUGUGUUUCCGAGGAUUCUGGUAUUAGCGGUUGUUUCACUUUGUUUUCUGUCGAGAUAUGCUCAUUGUUCAAUGCCAGCAGGAGCAGUCUCAGUGGGUUUUAGCAGUUUCCUCUGUAGUAGCUCUCUUCUUUGUUGGUACUACUUGGAGCAACAGUCCCAGUUUAGCUCUUUGAAGAAACGAAAAUACCCUUUCCCAACAGGUUAUUUAUUCGCACUGUAAGCAAACUGUGAAGGCCACCGGGCUAUGUUUUGUCGUGGAGGGAAACAGCAGAUCAACAGCUUCGGGCAGGGAGGAAAUAAUAGUUAAAUCAAGUAGUAAAACAUCAACAUUCUACUUGUUCCUGGUUUUGAUGCCAACUUUUUUUAAAACCUCACUGUUGUUUUUUUUUUUUCAGUGUUGUUUCUGAAAUGUGAUGCCUGUAGCAGAUAAAGCUAAAUUGCAGUGCUCCCUCCCUCCUUUUCUAACACAUUUACCCAGGGAACAAGCACUGCAGCACAGACAGCAGGGGCUGGCUGCAGAUGCACCUGGUUCCUUCCCAGUUCCUUCCCUUGGGGGAGAAGUGGAUGAACAGGGAAGGAAACUUGCUUCUCCCCAGCAAGAGCUGUGGUAAAAAGCAGAGCUUCAUCCUCCUCUGUGGGACUGUAGAGCCAAGCUGCCGUAUCGCUCAGGAGCUGCUGGUCAUAUGUACCACACAGAGAUGAUUAUCAAAACUAUCUUUUAAUACAGCUUUUGCAGUGGCAUUGAGUUGCCACUGAAUGCCACAGUGAGAGAUUUUAUAUAAACGUGACAAAAUAAGCAGGCUGUCUGCCAGACAGCUUUCACUUUCGGAGCCGUUGAACUAACAAAAACAAGAGACGCAAAGGGCAAUUAUUUUAGAACUAUUUGUGUAGUCAUGCACAAAUACAAGCAACAGAAGAACGCUUGGACAGAGGAUAAAAAAUGAACAGCAACGAAACACUCCAUCCACGCUGAAAGAAAAUCAGUGAUGUUUUGAUCAACUCCCAUGUGUGUUUGAGGGAGAAAACCAAGAACAAUUUGUCAGAAAAAAAAAAAAAAAAAAAAAAAAAAAAAAAAAAGACGAAAAAAGAGAAAAGAAAAAAACAAGUGGUUUUGGCACUGUAAGUACCUUCUUUGACUCCACAAGUUCGCUCUCAUGGGUAGAGAGAAGGUUACAAGCAGUCAACAGGAAGUUAAAGGUUAGCGAUCUUUCUCUGUGCUCUUUUCAAUUGAAUCUGCGAGCAGAAAAGGGAAACGGGUGGGGAAAUUAAAGGCACUGAUCAAGAAUUGUCCCUUUGGUAAAGACCACUCGCCUCCCUCUUUUCCUUCUUGCUCACCGCCACUUUGAGAAGAUGCUGACCUCUUUUGGUUGUGAGGUGUAACACAACAUCUCACUGAGAAAAAUGGGAAGUGGUCCUUGCUUUGGUAAUAGGUCUUCGAAAGAGUCAGAAGUCACACAAGGGACUGGA